AUGGCGCUGGUCCUCAUCCUGGGCUGCCUGCUGUCCCCUGUCCUAGUGCCUCGACCCUCCCUGUGGCUGCACCCCAGCCAGGGGCUGUCCCUGGGGGACACUGUCACCCUGUGGUGCCACCUGCCCUGGCUGGCUGCAUGGGUCUGGCUGUACCAGGUUGAAGGUCAGACACACAGCAAAUACAAGGACAACAAUGUGGUCGAGUUCUCCUUUGUUAGCACAAGUCGGGAACAUGCGGGGACAUAUCAGUGUCAGUACCGGGAGCCUGAGUCAAAGGAGAAAUGGGAAAAGAGUGAUCCCGUGGAGCUGGUAGUGACAGAUCACAGCUUCCCACCACCCAGCAUCUCCCUUCACCCUGAGGAACAUGUGGGGACAGGGACCAAUGUCACCAUCCGCUGCUGGAAUAGGGACUAUGAGGCCUCCAUCCUCCUGCCCAAGGAUGGGUGUUCAGCCCCUGUCCAGCACCAGAACCCUGAUGCUGGGGCAGCCACCUUCAUCCACUUUGGGGUGACCACAUCUGACAGUGGCACCUAUAGGUGCUCCUACCACCCCUGGUGUUACCCCUUUGUGUCCUCACCCCUUGGGGACAACAUGACACUGGAGGUGACACCCACACCUGCACCUCCAGGUGGGCCUCAACCCCAUUUGGGUACCACUCGGUGUCCCCCAUGGGUGGCCAUGUCACCUACCCUCCCCUUGGAGGUGGUGGGUGGGGAUGUGAUAACCUGAUCACCCAGACC
This is a messenger RNA of Numida meleagris (helmeted guineafowl), 740 nucleotides long. Its product is annotated as leukocyte immunoglobulin-like receptor subfamily A member 4. NCBI's taxonomy places the organism in Eukaryota, Metazoa, Chordata, Aves, Galliformes, Numididae. The record is from RefSeq and is a predicted model, not a curated record.